CCCCGAACAGAGCAGGCGAGGAACCUUUCACACAAAUCAGCCGAAGAAAGAACAGCUUGGUCUUGGGAGGGGAGGUCUCCAUGGGGAAGAAGAGGAGGCAGGAUCCAGGGAGGGACGACUCGAGCUCCUCCCAUGCCAAGCGGUCUUGCCACUGCCAGAACGGGGAGAAGAGCAGGCCAAAUGAUGGGAUGCCGCCUCGGGAGGGGCUUGCAGAUAUCAUUCGCGCGGUUAUCGAAUUGAAAGACGUCAUGCAUGUUAAAUUGAGCACAGAGGAAAGAUUCAAGAGAAAAUUUAAAAUGCUGAAGGAAAAGAGGAAAAAAGACAAGAACAAUCACGAGGAAGAUCUCAGAGUACUCAAGGAAGACCUCACAAAACUCAAGAAAAAUCAAGAAGAGCUUGAAAUACAAAUCCAGGAGAUGCGGAAAGAAGAGUGUGCUGAAGUAAAUCAUUACAAGGCAUCUCCAUCUCAGAGAUCACAACUAAGCCAAUCAACAAGAUUUCGACUAGUCAUUGAAAAUAGCGUGAGCAGAACAAUUUACAAAAAGGGAACUAUAGAGACUGAGGAUGGUGGAGGUCACAUAAAAGUUGUCAUGUACGAUGGUGGCAAUCCAAUUGCGUCUAACCACCGUCUUGCUUCAGUAAGAGUUGAGAUAGUUGUCAUUGAAGGAGGGUUUGAUGAAAAGCGAGAUUUAUGGUCUAAAGAGGAGUUCGAGGAAAGCAUAAUGAAACCAAGAAGAACAACGACAUUGACAAGUCUAGUGAAAAACGGUACAUUUAAUCUGAUUGCUGGGAGUUGUGAUCAUGAAGGUGCCAUUAUUAUGGAUAAUUCACAGCAAAGGGAAGUUAAGCUUGGAGUAAGGAUCACAGUGCCUACAGAAACAAGAGUUCUUGAAGGAGUAUCAAAUCCUUUCAAAGUGCAGGAAGGCAAGACAAAAAAGCCAGCACCAAACAAAACGGGUAAAAACCCUUCUCCUCCAGUUCCAACGCGAAACUUGGUACAGCCAACUAGCACCCACGCAACACAAGAUGGUAAAGACCGUGGAAAACAUUCAGAAUUUCCAACUGAUGGUACUGCAGAGGAUAAUCAACUGAGUUAUCCACCAGCUACCGUGCGACUGAUGGUUGAGGGAAAUGGGCAAGCCCUAAACGGCAAUAGUCAACAAUCUUCUCAACAAAUUCCAACGCCAAUCUUGUGGCAGCCAACCAGCACCCACCCAUUGCAACACGACCAAGGGCGUAGCCCGCCACCACCUACCAAGCCGAAUCCAUUGCAGGUAGCAGGAUAUUAUCCACCUUUUCCUGCAUGUCGACAAGACCAGUGCACCAGUUUACCUAAUGCAAGUUCUCAGGUUGCAUUUCCAAACCUUUCAGGGUAUGGGUUGUUAGAUGGCCAGUGGAAUCCCAUCCCUGGAGGGGAGGUAUUUAUUGAAGAUCUAAAUCAUUCAAAUGUACAGCUACCAGUUGAAGAGUAUUAUGUAGAUGCAUCAUUUACAUGUAAUCAAGUACUACUUCAAUGGGAUACCACUCAUGUGGAGCACAAGGAGCACUGGAACUUUCUUGAUCAGUUCAUGCCGCUGUAUAGCACACAGUCAAGGUUCUACAGACAGAGUUUCCCCAGUACAAGUCUCAUGGAUAAAGCCCAUAAGUUACUGGCAAGUAUUUCAUCAGGCGAUUCUGUUUUGAAGAUGAUUACCAGUGUUACAAGUCAAGCCACACAAACUCCUCAGAGGAGAGGCGUUCUCGUUUGGCCCAUUGAGCCAUAUGAUUCAGUUCAUGGGCCACUAGUUAAGAAGAAAAGGAAUACCAAAUAUCAAUUGCGAUUUGUCAAUAAGGUGUGCGAUGACUACUACACACGGGAAAAUAUCAAAUCAGAGGAUGGAAAUCUUUUAAAGGUAGCUUUGUAUGAUGAGAACAAUCGGGUAGUCACAUCUGGCCCACUGUCUUCAGUUUCUGUGGAGGUCGUACUACUUCAUGGUGAUUUCAGUGCUGAAGGUCACGAAUAUUGGACAUCAGAGGAGUUCAGUGCCUGCUUAGUGCAUCCACAAUCUGUAAUGUCAAUUGCACCAGCCUUGGGAGGUCAUCGUGUCUUGGCCCUGACAUGUGGAGAGGCAGACCUUGAUAAUAUCAAUUUCCGGACUUCCUCCUUCCAUGCCAGAUCGGGAAAGUUUGUGAUGGGUAUUGAGAUUAGAAAUGUAAGAGAAGAGAGUGUUCAAGAAGGAAUAACUAACGCAUUUCUCGUGAGAGUUCGCCAAGGGGAAGUAACUGGAACUGGCGAGGAGAUGGCAGAGCCACCGUUCGGGUUGACAUUGCAGACCGCCACCACCUCUGACGCAACAAAGAGGAAGCCCUGGCCAGACAGGAUACUAGACCAGGACCCCGAGGUGGUUUCGCUGUCGCUGCAGACGCUGCUGUUGGACAUGUACGUGUGUGAGAUCUGCAGCAAGGGGUUCCAGAGCUACCAGCAACUGCAGCUGCACCGGCAGAGCCACAACUUGCCAUGGAAGCUGAAGGCCGGCAAGGCGGCGCGGAAGCGUGUGUUCGUGUGCCCGGAGCCGAGCUGCCUGCACCACGACCCCUCUCACGCCCUCGGCGGCCUCGUUGCCAUCAAGAAGCACUUCCGCCGCGAGCACAGCGACACUGCCACUAUGCCUGAAACCGCUGCUCCAGGGCUUUCCCCGCCCACUCCUGCGCAAGGUUUUGAAUUUUGGUAGCAAGAAAAAUUUUGAUGACCCUCGAAACCUAUGAAAUUUCGUAAAU
This is a messenger RNA of Triticum dicoccoides, 2757 nucleotides long. RefSeq lists its product as uncharacterized. The transcript has 14 exons. The record is from RefSeq and is a predicted model, not a curated record. Gene Ontology annotation, cellular component: nucleus. Bases 81 to 2711 code for a protein of 876 amino acids. NCBI's taxonomy places the organism in Eukaryota, Viridiplantae, Streptophyta, Magnoliopsida, Poales, Poaceae. Gene Ontology annotation, biological process: regulation of salicylic acid biosynthetic process. Gene Ontology annotation, molecular function: calmodulin binding; DNA-binding transcription factor activity; sequence-specific DNA binding.